Pneumocystis carinii B80 is the source of this 406-nucleotide messenger RNA. RefSeq lists its product as hypothetical. Gene Ontology annotation, biological process: protein localization to Golgi membrane; vesicle-mediated transport; intracellular protein transport. Bases 47 to 406 code for a protein of 119 amino acids. Gene Ontology annotation, molecular function: GTPase activity; GTP binding. The record is from RefSeq and is a predicted model, not a curated record. NCBI's taxonomy places the organism in Eukaryota, Fungi, Ascomycota, Pneumocystomycetes, Pneumocystales, Pneumocystaceae. Gene Ontology annotation, cellular component: trans-Golgi network; cytoplasm. The transcript has 3 exons.
GGGUAUUUUAUUAUUUAUUAAGUAAUUUUAUUGUAAGAUUUUAAAUAUGGGUGUUUUUCAGGAUUUAGGGGGUCAAACAUCCCUACGCCAAUCUUGGAGUACAUAUUAUAAAUCUACAAGUGCCGUUAUAUUAGUUAUUGAUUCAUCAGAUAAAGAAAGAAUAGGGAUUUCUAAAAAUGAAUUAUCAAAGAUAAUGAGUGAUGAUGUUAGUUUAAAAGAUUCUUUAUUAUUAGUUUUUGCAAAUAAACAAGAUAUUGAGAAUUCUAUGACUCCCAGUGAAAUUUCUGAUUUAUUAGGUCUUAUUAAUUUUAAAGAUAGAUCAUGGCACAUUCAGGGAUGUUGUGGAUUGACAGGUAAUGGAUUAUAUAAAGGACUUGAUUGGAUUGUAUCAUCUUUAAAUAAAUGA